Serendipita indica DSM 11827 is the source of this 870-nucleotide messenger RNA. Lineage: Eukaryota; Fungi; Basidiomycota; Agaricomycetes; Sebacinales; Serendipitaceae. The record is from the annotation of a GenBank genome assembly.
AUGAAGUUUUCGCCAUUCGCUCUCCUUUCCUCUCUCUCCUUUGCCUUGAGUGCCAGUGCUGGAGGUCAUUCCCAUGGUCAUAUUCCCUCGGGUGCUAUUACUGUUGGGACUGGCGGCAAAUACCCAAACUUGACAGUCGCCCUAGGUGACACGAGCAGCAAUAUAUUUUAUGUAUUUGCUGGUAAUUAUACUGGUCAGACGCUCAUCAACCGACCAAACGUCACCAUCUAUGGCGAAACCACCACCCCGUUAUCUUAUUUGGGCAACAAAGUGACUCUCUCGGUCAAUAUGCCCGCGUCUAUUGCUGGAAGUAACGACAAGAGUGGAACAGUCCGUGUAAAUGCAACGGGAGUCAAGCUUUACAACUUGGAUAUUGAGAAUACAUACGGUCUCCCCGUUUCUCAGUCUCAAGCAAUCGCUUUGAGCGUGCAAGCUGGCAACUUUGGUUGCUAUUUCUGUGACCUCAGAGGUCACCAAGACACUCUUCUCGCCAAUAGAGGCUACCAGGUGUACGCUUACUCGAGGAUCCUUGGAUCUGUCGACUUUAUCUUCGGGAUGUACGCGUCGAUUUGGAUCACAAAGAGCGUCGUCGAAUCAAAUGGCCCAGGAUAUCUCACCGCUUCGGGUCGUAAUAGCAGUGAUCCAAACUGGUUUAUUGGUGAUAACGUCUAUCCUGCCGGUUGGUCACAAUGGCAGGCCACCGACCCACGCACAGACUACAUUCUCUUUGGAGAAUACGGCAACUUUGGUCCCGGUGCAUGGAAGGCGACCGCUCGUGCUCCCUUUGCCACCUUGCUCAACGCCUCCAUUUCCAUUGAAACAGUCUUGGGAUCCAAUUAUACAACUUGGGUGGACAGACGAUACAUCUGA